Messenger RNA from Tribolium madens (black flour beetle), 355 nucleotides. RefSeq lists its product as uncharacterized. The record is from RefSeq and is a predicted model, not a curated record. Gene Ontology annotation, cellular component: mitochondrion. The coding region runs from base 77 to 307 and encodes 76 amino acids. Lineage: Eukaryota; Metazoa; Arthropoda; Insecta; Coleoptera; Tenebrionidae. The transcript is spliced from 2 exons. Gene Ontology annotation, biological process: mitochondrial respiratory chain complex IV assembly.
UACUAGUAGUUUUAAAGGGCAACAACAAAUUGUUUAUAAAAAUAGUUGAUUAGUGUGAUCAUAUUGUUAAGUAAUUAUGUCGUUACAGGCAAAAUUAGUUCUUGGAGGUGCGUGCGUUUUUUCAUUGGGAAUUAUAGGAUACGUCCAUUAUAAACAAUAUCUUGACAGGCAACAGUUGCACCAAGGAGUGCUGACAGACAUGGAAAGGCGCCAAAGACGCAAACAGGAAAAUCUCUACAUCCUCCAGAAACAAAUCGAUCUGGCCAAAGAAAUUAGGAAAAGUGAAAACACGUCUGAUAUCACUUAAUUUUUUAUUGUAAAUAAUUUAGUAACAAAAUAAAAACAUAAAAAAUCA